AUGGUCACCGGAUCCUGCCUGUGCGGCAAUAUUCAAUAUGAACUCCACGGCGAUCCAAUCAAUACCGCCAUGUGUUUCUGUGACAACUGCCGCAAAUCGACCGGUUCUAUUGGAAUGGCCAACGGCUGGUACAGCAAAGAGGCAAGAGCCGAUACAAUGCGCACCUACAAAGACCAUGCGACAGACUCCGGAGCGACCAUUGAGCGGUCAUUUUGCCCCGCUUGUGGAUCGCCGUUGAUUGCAGAGAAUCAGACCAAAUUCCCAGGCGCCGUUAUUGUCACUUAUGGCACCAUGGAGCUUCAGUCGGGACGGUACUGGAAGCCGGAAUUGGAGUACUUUUGUAAGCGGAAGGUGGAGUGGUUUGGGACACCAGUGGACACAAAGAAGUUCUAUGAGCUUUGA
Molecule: messenger RNA, 402 nt
Organism: Penicillium expansum
Lineage: Eukaryota; Fungi; Ascomycota; Eurotiomycetes; Eurotiales; Aspergillaceae
Product: GFA family protein
Exons: 2
Coding region: 1-402 (133 amino acids)
Molecular function (GO): carbon-sulfur lyase activity
Source: RefSeq, a predicted model, not a curated record